Talaromyces proteolyticus is the source of this 1791-nucleotide messenger RNA. RefSeq lists its product as uncharacterized. The transcript has 4 exons. Bases 1 to 1791 code for a protein of 596 amino acids. The record is from RefSeq and is a predicted model, not a curated record. NCBI's taxonomy places the organism in Eukaryota, Fungi, Ascomycota, Eurotiomycetes, Eurotiales, Trichocomaceae.
AUGUCGGAAGAUUCCCAACCAGUUGCCGCGAGAUCCCCCCAUCCGUCGCAACGGCGGUCUCGACAGCCCAGUAUACGAUUACGCCGCCUUUCCUCAGCGUCAUCGUUUGACCAGCAGGCGGCGAUUGAAAAUAGACGAUCAGCAACUCCGCAGUCGAUACCAGACGCAGACAACAUCCAGAACGCAGACGACGACGACGCAUGGCAGGCGGGUAGGCGACGCAGCAAUUCGGAGCCUCGUCCAGGUCGCUAUUCUGCGCCACCUAUCGUGACUUCCUCUGCUACAUCGGCAGUAAAUUCUCGCCAGCACAUGUCUCCAGUGAAAGAGGAGACCGCCUCUAUGUUUCGCCCGUCACUAGAUUUCAACACCGCCGAAGCAUUGGCAGCAAGACCACGGGCUUCAGAGCCCGCUCCUGAGGAGACAUCAGUGCCCACCCAGGAACUGCAUUCUAUUCCAAGCAGGACAAGGAUGCUUCGUCGGGCAAGCAAUGUGGCCUUGUCAGCUUUGGGUCGCAAUCGUGCGUCCACAGUCAGCGGACCAGAACCUACACAACGCUCACUCGCGCGCGACGAAUACGACUCUCGCAUAGUUGAUCUCCUGGACGUGAUAGAUCCUGAAGUUUCAACCCUUUCCACCUUAACUAAUGUGCAAAACUCGCUCUUCAUUCCUGAUCUUGGAAACCUGCUCAACCGCAUGCCAACAUAUAAUCUUACGCGGCGACCAACGGAUAUUUCAGAAGGCCGCACAUCUGACCAAACGACGGAGGAUGAAGGUGCAGGUAUAGAAUAUGCGGAGGCCUCUGAGGAGCGUCCCCGUCCACUUAGCUCCAUGAGCAUCGUCUUGGGUCGAAGUCACUUUGCCAUAUUACCAGACGGUGCUUCUCUAGACGGUUGGUCUAAGCAGGACAUUGAAGAGUUGAAUGAUCAUGUUCGGCACAUGCUUCAUUCACGCCGGUCGAAGUUCAAAAGAGCUAUGAGAGGGUUUGGACAGUAUGUACGGAAACCUCUUGGGUUCUUUGUGACAUUAUAUGCAACCUUAAUCACUCUGUUCGGCCUUGCCUGGGUCCUUUUCCUGAUUGGUUGGAUCAAUGUUGGCGGACGGCAAUUGUACAUCAUCAAUGUUAUCGACAACGUCCUUGUAGCCCUCUUCGCUGUCAUGGGAGAUGGCUUGGCCCCUUUUAGGGCUGUCGACACUUAUCAUAUGAUUUUUAUAGCCCACUACCAUCACUUAACGUGGAAGCUCCGGAAAAAGCGCACCCUUCCAAAAUUGCAGGAUAAGAACGACCUGCCUUUGCGGCGAGCAGACGAAGUAGAUGUUGAACGCGAGGGAGAAGAAAAGGUUUCAGGAGAAUAUUCUGUUCUUACUCCCUUGCAACAACACAGGCUAGACCACCACCAGAAAAAGUUCUCGAGGUCACACACAUUCUAUAAACCACACGAGACUCCUACCCAUCACGCCUUUCCUCUUCGUCUUCUUGUCGCCAUUGUCGUUCUACUGGAUUUCCAUUCAAUUUUCCAAAUUGCAUUGGGAACUUGUACGUGGGCUAUCAGCUAUCACGUUCGCCCGUUUGCCUUGACAACUGUUAUUCUAUGUUGUUCAAUCACAUGCAAUAUCACUGGUGGAGUCUUGAUUUCGAUUGGAGAUCGUAUGAGUCGAAAGAAAGAUGUUGUCGAGCGUAUGUCCCGGCAGGGUCUUACCUGCGAGGCGAUGAAGAAAGUAGAAAAACGCAAACGAAGAGAAGAGCAGCACAAAGCUGAGGAAAAUCCUCCUGAUGUUUAUCCAGGAACCUGA